Messenger RNA from Eubalaena glacialis (North Atlantic right whale), 1717 nucleotides. RefSeq names its product protein LSM14 homolog A-like. The record is from RefSeq and is a predicted model, not a curated record. Gene Ontology annotation, biological process: cytoplasmic stress granule assembly; P-body assembly. Gene Ontology annotation, molecular function: mRNA binding. NCBI's taxonomy places the organism in Eukaryota, Metazoa, Chordata, Mammalia, Artiodactyla, Balaenidae. The transcript has a single exon. The coding region runs from base 190 to 1584 and encodes 464 amino acids. Gene Ontology annotation, cellular component: P-body.
GCCGCAGCCUCCGCGCCGCGGCUUGAGGGCGGGAGGCUGGGGGAGGGUAGCGGAGCCGGCGCCGCCGCCAUGUUGGGUCUGAGGCGGCUGCUGUAGGCGCCUACGGAGCAAGCGGGCGUGCGGAGCGGCCACAGCGGCGCGGGAUCUGCCUCUCUGCUAGCGGCCGGGAGCGGCGGCGGCGCCGGCGCCAUGAGCGGGGGCACCCCUUACAUCGGCAGCAAGAUCAGCCUUAUCUCCAAGGCGGAGAUCUGCUACGAGGGCAUCCUCUACACUAUCGACACCGAGAACUCUACCGUAGCUCUCGCCAAAGUUCGGUCCUUUGGUACAGAAGACAGACCAACAGAUCGUCCAAUACCACCUCGAGAUGAAGUCUUUGAAUACAUUAUAUUCCGUGGGAGUGAUAUUAAAGAUCUCACUGUUUGUGAGCCACCAAAACCACAAUGUUCUUUGCCUCAGGACCCAGCUAUCGUUCAGUCUUCACUAGGCUCAUCUACUUCUUCAUUCCAGUCAGUGGGCUCCUAUGGACCUUUCGGCAGGAUGCCAACAUACAGUCAAUUCAGUCCAAGUUCAUUAGUUGGGCAGCAGUUUGGGGCUGUUGGUGUUGCUGGAAGCUCCUUGACAUCCUUUGGAACAGAAGCAUCGAACAGCAGUGCCCUAUCCCAAAGUAGUGCAGUUGGUUCUGCCUUUACACAGGAUACAAGAUCUCUAAAAACACAGUUAUCUCAAGGUCGUUCAAGCCCUCAGUUAGACCCUUUGAGAAAAAGCCCAACCAUGGAACAAGCAGUGCAGACAGCCUCGGCCCACUUACCUGCUCCAGCACCUGUUGGGAGAAGGAGCCCUGUAUCAUCAACCAGGCCUUUACCAUCAACCAGCCAAAAAGCAAUAGAGAAUCAAGAGCACAGGCGAGCUGAAGUUCACAAGGUUUCAAGACCAGAAAAUGAGCAACUCAGAAAUGAUAGCAAGAGACAAAUAGUUCCAGGUGCUCCUUCAGCUCCAAGGAGAGGGCGUGGGGGUCAUCGAGGUGGCAGGGGAAGAUUUGGUAUUCGAAGAGAUGGUCCAAUGAAAUUUGAGAAAGACUUUGACUUUGAAAGUGCAAAUGCACAAUUUAACAAGGAGGAAAUCGACAGAGAGUUUCAUAAUAAACUUAAAUUGAAAGAAGAUAAACUUGAGAAACAGGAGAAGCCUGUAAAUGGUGAAGAUAAAGGAGACUCAGGAGUUGAUACCCAAAACAGUGAAGGAAAUGCAGAUGAAGAAGAUCCACUUGGACCUAACUGCUAUUAUGACAAAACUAAAUCUUUCUUUGAUAAUAUUUCUUGUGAUGAUAAUAGAGAACGGAGACCAACCUGGGCUGAAGAAAGAAGAUUAAAUGCAGAAACAUUUGGAAUCCCACUUCGUCCAAACCGUGGCCGUGGAGGGUACAGAGGCAGGGGAGGUCUUGGUUUCCGUGGUGGCCGAGGACGUGGUAGUGGCCGAGGUGGUAACUUUGCCACUCCUCGAGGAUUUCGUGGUGGAUUCAGAGGAGGUCGUGGGGGCAGGGAGUUUGCAGAUUUCGAAUAUAGGAAAGACAACAAAGUUGCUGCAUAGUCUGCAAACAAGUCUUUGAAAAUAGAUGGAUUUUUAGCUCUUCGUGGUCCUGAGAAUUGGUUUCAGUCUUUGAGAAGAAUGAAAAAGUGAAUUUGCUGUAUAUUUGUCACCAGCACUGGGUUUUUGUUUGUUU